CAUCACCAGCCCGAACAAAGAGCGGAAGCCCUCUGAACCAAGCUGCCCAAGGUCUCUCUGUGACUCAAAUGAAAAUACACACCUCGUUUGGUACGAAAUGCAAAGCUGAGGCCAAGUUCGGUUUUUUUUUAAAAUUGAGAACGAUUACGACCGAAAGCAAAUGCGACAAGGCUCCUCUGAAAGUAGCCCUGCCAUCUCGAGCAUGAAAUAAAUUUCAUGAUAUCAGUGGAACAUCAGCCGAUACUCCUGUGUCAGGAGCUGGUAAGGAGGUGGAAAGUGUUUACUAAGUGAGCCCACCAGAAUACCAGGCUCCUGUUCCUCUGGGAUAGAAAACUGGACAGAACCACACAUGAUCUGCUGCAGAUGUACCACAACCAGCAAAUUCUGAUGGAAGAAGAAACAAACUCGUUAAACCGUUCUGAACCCAGACGCACAGCAGCAGCCCGGUGGUGUUUUAAUUUCACUGCUCCAGCAUGACCUCAGCCAUUACCGCAGACUUAGAGCUGGGCGAGUUGCUGCAGGAGUUCCAGGAUGUGGUGGAGGAGUUGAAGGCCCCUUCUCAAAGCAAACCUCACGCUUACCAGCACGUCCUGCAGCAGGCCAAAAGUCGCACAGGGCUGGGCGACGACAGCGGAGUCGAGGACUCUGAUUACAGCAGUGAAGCUUCUUUGGGAAACAGUUUGAACACCAGCGAGGAGGAGCUUCACACAGCAGGGAUAACGCUGGCACCGAAAGCCAAGCUGGGAGACACGAGGGAACUUGAGAGUUUUAUCGACAUGUUGGACCGGGAAAUAGCAGAGAUGUGAACAGAGCGUAAGCGAGCCACGCAGAGGGGGGGCAAAACAGGCCAGGGGCAACAUGGCUGACUACUGCCGAGCAGACAGGCAGAUCUACACCAGAGCAGAUCUGAGGGAGCGAAAGCUCCCCUGGCUGCUCCAGGGGAAAAGGUUAACAUCAGAAAUUAAAAGGGCACUCCAUUCCAAAAUGCAAGAACACCGUCAGACCCCUGGCGACGCCGCGUCCAGCCGGCAAGAUGACGUCCCUCCAGCAUCUGAGAGAUGUGACAUAUUCCUGAAAC
Molecule: messenger RNA, 1078 nt
Organism: Perca flavescens (yellow perch)
Lineage: Eukaryota; Metazoa; Chordata; Actinopteri; Perciformes; Percidae
Product: regulator of cell cycle RGCC
Exons: 7
Coding region: 474-806 (110 amino acids)
Biological process (GO): regulation of cell cycle
Source: RefSeq, a predicted model, not a curated record